AUGUGGAAUCUCUUACACUCCGCUACAAGUUCAGAACUGGUGCUUCAUUCAUCAAUUGAAACUAGCGAAUCAAUUUCAUAUUUGAUAGAACAAUUUAUUAUUAGAAUUAUACUGUUAUACAAUUCUAUUUCGUUUAUUAGUGGUUGUAUGUUGUAUGCUGCUGUUGUUGGGUUUGGGACAUUCUUCCAGAUUGCAACAUCAUCUCUGAACUGUGAGCAAAGAAAUGAGCGAAAUAAAGUAUCUUACACAUCCAUUAAGAAGCCUGAGCAACGAGAUUCAGAAAGGAGAAUGUUGACUUACUACAGAAGGGUCGAAAGACGUGGUUAUAGAAGCAAAUUAUUAGAAAACGUAAGAACUACCACUUCUGAAACAGGAAAUUCUCAAAAUCGUAGGAGCAUUGAGAAAAACUAUGAAAGGAAAUUUUUAGGAAGCCAAAGAAGAAUUAACAGGCGUAACUCUAAAAUUAGGGCUAUCAAAGGUUGUGAAUUUUCUAACGGAGAUCAAUUUUGUAGAAGAAAUAUGGAAAACAAGUCGAUUUUCAUAAGAAGUGUGCAAGAAACUAGAGCUUUAGGAAACCGUCGUGCUGAUAAUAAAGUCUCAGAAAACCGAAGAACACCACAGCAAUAUAUCUCUGAAAGUAGGACUUUGGAAAAUCGAAGAAAUGAAGACUCUGAAAGUUUGUUUCUGGGAGACAGAAAAACAAUGGAGAGGAGGAACUUUAAGAGUGAACAGUGGAAAGAAACCGAAACGCAUGGUUCUCAGAAGCAAACAUUGUAUGAACAGACAAAAGAAAAACACGAUUUUCAAACUAGGACUUUCAAAAACCUUAGAAGAACCAAAACACCUGACUCUGGCAGGCGGACAAUGGAUAUCAUUAAGUCAAAUGAGAGACGUGUUUCUCAAAGUAGAAGGAUGGAGAAUCGAAGAACAAACAAGAAGCGUGUUGUAGAAAACCAAACAGGGGAACACCGAAGAACAUUCGGAAAACGAGAGACUGAAACUAAGACUUUAGAAAACAUGAAAGCAAAAAAGAUGCAUGAGCCUGAAAGGCAAAAGUUGGAAUUCAGUAGGUCAAAUGAGAGACGUGUUUCCCAAAUUAGAACUUCAGAAAACCAAAGAAAAAACAAUCUGAGGGUUUCCGAAAGACAAACAGAGCAACACCGCAGAACACUCGAAAGGCCUGAAAUUAGGACUUUAAAAAAAUUGAGGACAAACAAGAUGCAUGACUACAAAAGGCAAACAUUGGAAAUCAAUCGUUCAAGUGACAAACGUGUUUCCCAAAGUAGAACUACGAAAAAUGGAAGAACAAAUGAGAGUCGUAUUAUGAAAAAUCAAACAGGAGAUAGGCGUAGAACACUCGGGAGACGUGAUACUAAAACUAGGACUUCACAAGACUUGAAAGAAAACGAUAUGCAUAGUUCUGAAAGGCAAACAUUAGAAUUUAGUAGAUCAAAUGAAAGACGUGUUUCUCAAAUUAGAGCUUCGGAAGACGAAAGAAAACACAAGCUGAAUGUUUCUGAAAGAGAUUCUAAGGAACAUCGCAGAACGUUCCAAAGACGCGAGUUUCAAACUAGGAGUUUAGAAAACAAGAGAACAGAUAAGAUUCAUGAUCCUGAAUGGCAAACAUUGGAAUUAAGUCGGUCAAAUGAGAGACGUCUAUCACAAAGUAGAACCAUGGAAAACGAAAGAAGAAGCGAGAGACGUAUUUUGGACAGACAAACAGAGGAAUACCGCAGAACACUCGAAAGAAGUGAGUUUCAAACUAAGAGCUUAGGAAACUUGAGAACAGAUAAAAUUCACGAUCUCCAAAGGCAAACACUGGAUUUCAGUAGGUUAAAUGAGAGACGUGUUUCUCAAACUCGAACUUCACGAAACAGAAGAAAAAACGAACUGAGUGUUUCUGAAAAACAACCAGGGGAAUACCGCAGAACACUCGAAAGAUGUGUGUCUGAAAUUGGAACAUUAAAAAACUUGAGAACAAAUAAGAUUCAUGAUCCUGAAAGGCAAACAUUCGAUGUCAAUAUGUUAAAUGAGAGACGCGUUUCUCAUAUUAGAACUUUGGAAAACCAUAGAAUGAACGAUCUUAGUGUUUCUGAAAGAGAAACAGCGGAACGCCGUAAAACACCUGAAAGAGUCGAGACUGAGUCUAGGACUUUAGCAUAUAUAAGAACAAACAAGAGGUAUGAUUCUGAUAAGCGUGUAUUGGGCUACAGUAGAACAAAUGCGAGACAUACUUCUCAAAUUCGAGGUGGGGAAAACGGAAGAAUAAACGAGAUGCGUGACUUGCCAAAGCGAGCAAGUGAACUACAAACUAGACUUAAAAUACGUGACACUCAAACUAGGUCUUUAGAACACCAUAGAAUAAAUGAAAGGCAUGAUUCAAAACUGCAAACUUUUCAACACGACAGUACAAACAAAAGACGUAAUUUACAUCGUGGACUUUUUCCGACCGAACGAAAAGUAACUCUAAGAGAUAACUCCCAGGUGAAGGAUUUAGAUAAUGGAAAAACUACGGAAAGUCAAACUUCGAAAAACCGACGAAAUGACAAAUCUUUUCGAACUGCUCGUAAUAUGGAUUUUCGAUUUGCCACACUAAAAUCCUGGGCUCGAUUCCGCGCGGUGAACAGAGUGAAGAUAUCCAGCUGUGUAGCUUUGCACAAAGAAAACAACAACAACGAUAACUGA
Limulus polyphemus (Atlantic horseshoe crab) is the source of this 2685-nucleotide messenger RNA. RefSeq names its product putative leucine-rich repeat-containing protein DDB_G0290503. Bases 1 to 2685 code for a protein of 894 amino acids. The transcript is spliced from 4 exons. Lineage: Eukaryota; Metazoa; Arthropoda; Merostomata; Xiphosura; Limulidae. The record is from RefSeq and is a predicted model, not a curated record.